AAAGCGGUGAAACCCCGAUAUCAUAUUGAGAACAGUGCUGUUACAAGUCUGGCGAUGUGAACGAGCGAAGCGGUGCGUCGAGAGUAGUACGUAUGCGAAUGAAUAUACACGCCGAAGACGAGGAACAUUAUAUGGACAUUUUGGUAAUCCAGCUUCGGUCAGAAUCAGCAGAAAAAGACAAGAAAUUAGAUACAUAUCAUGCACUAAAUUCCUUAGACAGAAAGGUACAAUUGAAGCGUCCUGGGGAUCCCUAAACCACGAAGAAUGAUGCAAACAAUAUAUCACCUAAAAUAUGCUUGCGCGUCGGAGUCGACCCUCCGUCGAUAUGCCGCAUUCAGAAAGAGAAUUGCAUCGCCUUCUUGAUCGAUGUCCACUUUGACUCGCGCCUUUCACUCCCAGGAACGAAGAGGUCCCACCU
Messenger RNA from Heterobasidion irregulare TC 32-1, 418 nucleotides. RefSeq lists its product as uncharacterized. Lineage: Eukaryota; Fungi; Basidiomycota; Agaricomycetes; Russulales; Bondarzewiaceae. The record is from RefSeq and is a predicted model, not a curated record. The coding region runs from base 99 to 254 and encodes 51 amino acids. The transcript has a single exon.